Trypanosoma grayi is the source of this 1446-nucleotide messenger RNA. RefSeq lists its product as hypothetical. The record is from RefSeq and is a predicted model, not a curated record. Lineage: Eukaryota; Euglenozoa; Kinetoplastea; Trypanosomatida; Trypanosomatidae. The transcript has a single exon. Bases 1 to 1446 code for a protein of 481 amino acids.
AUGUCGGAGAAGGGUGAGGGCGUCGUGCUGGAGGCCACCACGACGCUUCUCGCGCAGCACUUCACGAAACUCCUGCAGCACUACCACAAUCAUAUUCUCUUCCUCGAGGAUGCCUUCUUUGGUGCCGCGCAGCAGAAGCAGGAGGUCUUCGACACGUUGUAUGCCUUUGAGCUCACAGCUGGCGCGUCGCGCCCCCUCAUACAGGCCCCGAUUGAAGGAUCGGAGCAGCGGCUUCAGCAGCUUCUACGCAUGUUUCAGACAGCAUGCGAAAACGAGGUCACUGUCUUCUGUGAGGAGGGCGAGGCGCUGAAGCAGCAGAUGGCGCGCGCCAUUGUGACGUCAGAAGAGAAGUGGAAGUUGGCGGAACGCCGCCGCCAGUACGACUUCAUGGAGCUCUGCGUCUCGUGUCAAAAGGACGUCGCCGCUAUCACCGCAGAGCUGCGGUCGGGCGUGUUGAGUUACUUCCAAGACCGUCGCAUGGGCGCAGUGCUGCAGGAGGCGUUGGAUGCGAAGGAGGUCAAGCUGCAGGAGCUGCAGCACCAACUGGAGGAGGUGACAGAGCUGCGCCUGCGCGAGUUCACAGAGCAGCAAAAUGUCGUACAGGAGGAACGGGAGAAGUACCGGCAGCGGUUCGUGGCGCUGCAGAAGGAGACCGCCGGUGCGAUUGAGGAGUUCACGCUGGACGCGGAGAGGCAACACCAGCAGCACCUGCGCGAGGUGCAGGAGAUGCAGCGUCAGUGCGCGGCGCGUGAGGAGGUGUUGGAAAAGCAACUGCACGCCGAGCGCGAGGGGCGCGUGGCGGAGUGCAAAUUGCGCGAGGAGAAGCUUGAACAAUGCCGUGAGGCCGUCAAGAAGCUGGAAGGAGACAAGACGCGCCUGACACAGGAGACGGUGGAACUGCAGACGCAAGUGGGGGAGUGGCGCUGCCGCUACAGCGAGCGGGACUCGCGAGCGAGGGUGGAGCUGCUCGAGCACCAGGCAUUAGCCGACGUGGCGCGGGUGGAGGAGGCGCAGGCAUUCCGCAAGCGGCUUGUCAGCGCCGUGCGCCGCGGCACCUCGUCCGCGCCACUUGAGACACUAGCGGUAUUGCCAGUAGUAGCGAAAGCAGGCGGUAAUGGUAGAGGGAGCAGCAGAAGUAGCGGCGUAUUUGUCCCCACGGCGUCACCCGUUGCGCAGGCGAACUGCAGCGAGGUGUCGCGGAUGAAUGGUGGCAGCCAUUCGCUCUUCGUAACACCGAUGGGGAGCAUGCAGGCACGCAAUGCAGCAGCAGACUGUUCUAUCCGUCUGUCGUGUGGCGACGAGAAGCGCCGGCCGUCCGCCUCCCCUCUAGCGUCGGAAGAUGCCGCCAACCCUUUUUCGAACUUGGCCCUUCACAGCCCGACUGCAAGUUAUGUCAAACUCAUGAAUCUUUCCGAGCAACUAAAGCGGCAUAUUCAGUUCAACUGA